UAUCCAAAUAUUGGGACCACAGAGCUUUCUUCUCUUUUUCAAACGCAUAUUUCUCCAAUCUGCGAAUCCAAUUUGAUUUGACUGCUGUUUUUCCUCAUCUUCUUCUUCUUGAAUUUAUGCUGUUUUCUAAUAAUUUCAGCAGACAAAAAAGAAGUUGCUUAGGUUUCCCAAUUUUGGUGAAAUUGUGUGCAGAAGAUCUUUUUCUCUGAGUGUUUGUUGUGCCUUUUUGGGGAAAGGGGGAAAAAGAGGAAAGAAUCAUUUUUUGGGGGAGAAUUUUGCUUUUUGAGAAGUGGCUUUUAUUUUGUUUGUGGGAUUUUGUGGCAAUUUAGGGAGUGUGGAGGUAGAUAUUUAUCCAGCUUAUUUUGAUCCUUCCUUGAAAUUUGGUUUAUUUUGUUGAAGAAAAAGAUUUGAUCUUGGUAUCUUGGAGAUGGGAUUUGAAGUGAUCUUGUGUUGGAUUUCAGGAUGUUCCAUGCCAUUUGAUAUUUUGCUUAGAAUCUAGUGGGAGAAAGGAUAUUUAGAGAUAGAGAGAGGAUGAAGAGAGGGAAAGAUGAAGGGAAGAUCACAGGGCCUAUGUUUCCAAGGCUUCAUGUGAAUGAUACUGAGAAAGGAGGGCCAAGAGCUCCUCCUAGGAAUAAGAUGGCUCUUUAUGAACAGCUCAGCAUUCCUUCUCAGAGAUCCAGCCAUUCUCUUCCUUCGAAUUCGGAGCACGGGGUUGCAAACGAAAGGAGUACGUUUGUCUCGUAUCAUCUGCCUACUCGACAUCCACCAUCGGAGAAGCUAUACAGCCAAUUUUCUGACUUCGUUACUCCAUCAGCACAAGAGGGCCAGAGAAAGAAAUUGGACGAAGAAGACUUCAGAGUUCCCAUUUUCAACCACUCCUUCCAAAGUCGAGAAUGUGGUAAGUAUGGUGGUAACGUGGAACAGGAGAAGGCCCCUCUUUCCAACCCUUCUGAUGCUGCUGAGCGCCCUUCGAAAUUCCAUAAAUACAGAAAGCAAGUACGUAACAGCCAGACGGAAGAGAAGUCGAAAGAGACUGCCACUGGCACUGAUCGAGUAUCGAAUUCGUCUAGCAUCUCGAGGGCCGAAGGUCCAAAGAAGCCAACUGCUUCGUCUGUGAGCCGUGAACAAAGAGAUACUCGUUCCAAUGCUAACGUGGAGCCAGAGGUCCGUGCUGAUUUGGAGCAUGCUCGAAACCGAUGCGCUAACUCUGCGUUGGCUGAGAGUUCUGCAGCAUUAGAUGAAAGAAUUUCUGCUGGAUCUUAUCCUUCAAGGGAUCAGAGAAAUCCUCGUGAUAUAGGAAACGAGGCAAGACCUCUAGAAAAAUCGUUUAGAUCAGUGCCGAUGAGGAACUUGGAGAGGGAUGACAGUGCGUCCGAGAUUUCUGUGAUGGAGUCCGUUGCCACAGUGGAGAUGACACCUGAUGACGUGGUCGGAGUGAUAGGUCAGAAACAUUUUUGGAAAGCCCGGAAAGCCAUCCUUAAUCAACAAAGAGUUUUUGCUGUUCAAGUAUUCGAGCUGCAUCGACUGGUAAAGGUUCAGAAAUCCAUUGCUGAAUCGCCACAGCUUUUGGUUGACGACUCAGAUUUCAUCGACAAACCUACGUUGAAGGUCUUGCCCGGGGCGAAAAUCGCGUUGCCUGCUCCUGUGAAAGCAAUGCCUAAUGUUUCCAAGCAAAUAAGCGAACCCGAGAAGCCGUGCCCGAACAAGGAAAUCUCGGCCGAAAACACAACCGGAAAAGCCUCGUUAUCAUCCAUUCAGAACGACGCCUCCCGGCCGAGCGGCCAGCCGGCGACGGGAAACUCCCCGGCCCCGUCUCUCACCAGCAAUCCGAAUGCGGCGCCAUGGUGCUUCAAUCAACCUCCGGGGCACCAAUGGCUGAUCCCUGUGAUGACUCCUUCAGAAGGAUUGGUAUACAAGCCGUAUCCCGGGCCGGGCUUUGUCGGUGGAGGCGGGCCGCCUGGUCCAAACCCGGCAAUGGGCAGCUUCUUGACUCCACAGUACGGGAUUCCAGCUCAGCAUCCACAUCCUCACUAUCAGCCGCCGCUGUUCCCUCCAUCCGGACCAUCCGGCCCGCACGGCUACUUCCCGACGUACGGCAUGCUGCCGAUCAUGAACGCUGCCGCAAUGUCGAAUUCGUCCGUCGAGCAAAUGAACCCUCGGCCUAUCCCGAGUCAAGCUUCGGCCGGCGAAGCCAGCGCCAGCGUCCAACACCACAACGUGUCUUCGACGCUGCCACGCCACAAGAAACGGACGUUCGCGGAUGGGACGAGCAGCUUGUGCGCGCCUAGGGAUGCCGCAGACCCUCCCGUGCGAGCUUUUACGGAUAGGGCGAGUAGCCCGGUCGAGAGAGUGCAGGAUAGUAGAGGAAGCAAUGACGCGGAGCGGUCGAACGAGCUGCCACUUUUCCCCACAGCUCCAUCUCCGGACGCCCGUCGAUGCAGCCCGGCUCGGCCAGAGCCCGGCCGCCCGACGCAGGUGAUCAAGGUUGUGCCGCAUAAUGCAAGAUCAGCAUCUGAAUCUGCUGCUAGAAUUUUUCAAUCCAUACAGGAAGAAAGAAAACAGUAUGAUUUUGUGUGAGUUUUUCUGUUUUAUUUAUUCCAGUGCACUUUUUUGUUUGUAGGAAUAAUCUCUCUUCACAUUGUUCUGUUUGUAACUUCUGUAGAUAUAUUUUCAUCAAUUAUAUAUAUGCCUCUUUUCCUUUUA
Molecule: messenger RNA, 2703 nt
Organism: Salvia hispanica
Lineage: Eukaryota; Viridiplantae; Streptophyta; Magnoliopsida; Lamiales; Lamiaceae
Product: protein EARLY FLOWERING 3
Biological process (GO): regulation of photoperiodism, flowering
Source: RefSeq, a predicted model, not a curated record